AUGAAUUCAAAACACUUCCGAUUUCUAAGGUUGCUGGUCGCAAAUGAACUUUCAAAUCGCAUUUUCGCCGUUUUAUUGGCAGUUGUUUUCGUUCUAGCAGGCCUUUGGGUUACUUUAUUACCACCCGCGGUACGUCGUAUUACAAUCAAAAUCGAUAACUUGCCAGAAGUGCAAAAAGGCUUUACCGUUGCUCUUUUAUCUGAUCUCCAUAUUGGACCAACUGUUGGAUGUUCAAAAAUUCAGAAGAUGGUGAAUACUAUAAAUCUCUUCAAGCCGGACGUGAUAGCUAUAUCUGGCGACCUUGCCGAUGGUCUUGUCCCAGAUUUAGAAAAAGCUGCUUACCCUCUAAUGAAUCUAACUUCAAAAUAUGGCAUAUAUUUUGCUACAGGCAACCAUGAAUAUCUUCAUGGAAAUGUUGAUGAAUGGUUCGUAUUUUUAAAGAAAAUCAAAAUCAUACCUCUUCAUAACAAAAAUAAGAAGAUUUUGGUUGGAAACUCUAGAAUUUGCAUUGCUGGAAGCGAUGAUUUGUUUGCAGAACAGUCGAGAUUUUCUGGGCAUGUAAUGGAUUACAAAAAAGCGUUACGAGGAUGCAACAAAAAUGACACAACUAUUAUGCUUAUUCACCAACCUAAUGCUGUUCGCAUAAUACUGAAUGAUGUUGAAACUGCUAAGAACAUUGAUCUUAUUCUGUCAGGUCAUACACAUGGUGGACAAAUGUAUGUAUUCGUACCACUGGUGUAUUUUUGGAAUGCUUAUUUUCGCGGUCUUUAUUAUAAUAAAGCUACAGGAACAUAUGUUUAUGUUUCAGCAGGUGUCAAUUAUUUUGGUCCACCAGUCAAAAUUUUUGAUGGGAAUGAAAUAAUUAUCAUCAAGUUAGUAUAG
Brugia pahangi is the source of this 882-nucleotide messenger RNA. NCBI's taxonomy places the organism in Eukaryota, Metazoa, Nematoda, Chromadorea, Rhabditida, Onchocercidae. The record is from the annotation of a GenBank genome assembly.